Molecule: messenger RNA, 1233 nt
Organism: Spirometra erinaceieuropaei
Lineage: Eukaryota; Metazoa; Platyhelminthes; Cestoda; Diphyllobothriidea; Diphyllobothriidae
Source: the annotation of a GenBank genome assembly
AUGGUGUCCUUUGCCGUGGUUUCAUUAUUCACGUCCAUCCCACCGGACCUGGCACGCGACGUUCUUCGCAAACGACUCGAAGAGAAUUACAACGAGACGAACAAACUCCUAAAAAUCGACCACAUAAUGCAACUGUUUGCUUUCUGCCAACAAACCUUCAUCACCUUCAAUGGCAGAACAUACGAGCAGAUCAAAGGAACGCCGAUGGGUUCGCCAAUAUCCAGCCUGGUUGCAGAACUAGUCCUGCAGGAACUGGAAAAAGUCGCCUUCGACCACUAUGAACCUGCAUUUUGGCGCCGGUACGUGGACGAUACGUUCGUCAUAAUUGAAAGGAGCAGACUGGCCGACUUCCAAGACCUGCUCAACGGCAUCUUCCCAGACAUCCAGUUCACAAGGGAAGAAGAGCAUGCCGAACAGCUGCCUUUCCUUGACGUUCUCGUCACACGCACACCCAACGGCGAACUCAACACCACGGUGUACAGAAAGGCGACUAACACGACUCAGAUUCUCAACUACCACAGCAAACACCUAAUGGCGCAUCAACGCAGCUGUGUUAGGACACUCUUCCAGAGGGUAAAAACGCACUGCAGUGAACCAGAGGGACGAGUACGAGAACUUCGGCAUCUUCGGGACCAACUGGCAAGGAAUGGAUACCCGAACAGCUUCGUCAGCCGCUGCCUCCGCACGCGCCCACGGCGAACAAACGGAGGAGAGCCACCAACACUCUGGCACCCUCUGCCAUAUAUAAAGAACGUAUCCGAAGCAAUGGAACGUAUCGCUGGAGAGCUCGGCGUGGGUAUCGCUCACCGUCCGACAGCGACCAUGCGCAGCAAAAUCAUGCAAGUGAAGGAUCGCCUAGACGUGGGUAAACAAUCGGGCGUCGUCUAUCAGAUCCCAUGUUGGGACUGCCCUCGCCACUACACUGGACAAACCGGACGACGACUUAGCUCACGGAUAACGGAGCACAAACGGGCGGUCCGGAGAGGCGACCCGUUGUCUCAGGUCGCCACUCACACCCUGGAGGAAGGCCACGAAUUCAACUUUGCGAGCACGCGGAUAGUGGCGCGGGUCAGCAAUAAGACAGGACGAGAACUGUUAGAGGCCUGGGUGUCUGACACCAACGCUAUCAACAGGCACGUUGAUAUACCCCCCUGCUAUCACGCGCUCCGUUCCCGCGGCCAAUGGGCGAGACCCAAUUUCCAGCCAAGGGUGCACGCAGUCACGCCACCGUGA